Messenger RNA from Impatiens glandulifera, 320 nucleotides. Its product is annotated as secreted RxLR effector protein 161-like. The transcript is spliced from 2 exons. The annotation marks the transcript as partial. The record is from RefSeq and is a predicted model, not a curated record. Lineage: Eukaryota; Viridiplantae; Streptophyta; Magnoliopsida; Ericales; Balsaminaceae.
AUGAAGAAUGUGCCUUAUUCCAAUGCUAUAUGGUCUGUUAUGUAUCUCAUGAUUAGCACUAGGCCUGAUAUUGUAUAUAUAGUUAGUUUCUUGAGUAGAUUUAUGUCUAACUCUGGUACUAAGUUGAUUGGUUAUGUGGAUUCCAAUUAUGCUAAUGAUAGGGAUAAUAGAAAGUCUACUACUUCUUAUGUGUUUACUUUGUGUGUCUCUUGCAUAAGUUGGAAGUCUCAACUUCAACCCAUUGUUGCUUUAUCUACUACAGAAUCUGAGUAUAUGUGGCUGCCACUGAAACUUUUAAGGAAGCAAUUUGGCUUAGGGCA